This is a messenger RNA of Carassius carassius (crucian carp), 1168 nucleotides long. Its product is annotated as NBAS subunit of NRZ tethering complex-like. The coding region runs from base 7 to 324 and encodes 105 amino acids. Lineage: Eukaryota; Metazoa; Chordata; Actinopteri; Cypriniformes; Cyprinidae. The transcript is spliced from 4 exons. The record is from RefSeq and is a predicted model, not a curated record.
UGUGAGAUGAAAGAUGUCGAGGAUGAGGAAAAGCAAACUCUUGACAACAGCAGGUUGGAGACGGAGCAGUUCCCCUGGGUGGGUCUUACAUCCGUCCUGCUUGCACACUCCUCAAGUCUUUAUCAGUUCAACAUCUGGGAUGAUGUUCUGACCAUGUCCCGCUCACCGUACCUGACCAAACACAAACUUAACACACAGUGCACUGGGUACAUUUGCUAUCUGCUGUUGAAUGCUGGGAUUAGGCUGCCUGCUCUGAAGUUGAAGACAGAGAGCAAGGAUGAGCAUCUGCAAACUGACCCAGGAUCAGAUCAAAAACAUCACUGAUGUGACUGAGGAUGUGUUUGACCCUGAGCUCCUGUCUCUGCUGUUGAAUGCCGGGAUGUUGAUCAGGUGUGAGGACACAGCUCUGUAUUCUUCACUGGUCUCUCACAUGCUGGCUCCGGGGGAAUGGGAUGUGGAGAAGGCUGCCCAUGACCUCCACCAGGCUGGCCACAGUGCAGAGGCAAGGUCCUUGCUCCUAUCCCACAGAAGAUCCCACCCAGGGUAGUUCACCUUCAACAGCGCCCUUUCUGUCAUUAGAAAAGUGCUUUGAAGAGUGCGUGUGGGUACAGACUGACACCAAGAGAUUAUGCCUGUCUGUCUGUGUAAAGAUAUUUUUUGGUUGUUUGUACAGGACUUCUACCCGCUGGCAAAGGACUCAUAUCACCUUCCCAUUUCUCUCUCUCUCUCUCUCUCUCUCUCUCUCUCUCUCUCUUUCUCUCGCUGUAGUUUUUCUCUCUCCUGACUGAAGCUCGGUGACAUGGGUGUAAUUACAUUACUUCGGCUGUUUGGUCACACUAGCCUGCACUAAUAAUCAUUACAGGCCGAAGUCGGAAUUGAAAACGCUGCAUGUGUGCUGACAGAGUGUUUUGCGUGUGUGUGUGUAUGUGUGACUUCACGGUUGAUCAUUUCCACACACAACUUUCUGCUCUUUUCUUUUGUAGGUUUAUUAAUUAUUUUCGAAGAAAACAGAUUAGGCCUUUAGGCUGACUCUCGCCGCGUGAUUGUUUUAACGCACACAGACACACUACAACCUGUGUUGGGUAGCAAAGCAGAAAUGCUGACUCAUCUAUGUAUUUUAGGCAAAUAUAUCUGGAGUGCUAAAUAAAAACAUAAAAACUUUAAAGUU